ACGUGACUUCCUCCUUAAUUAAGCCCCAGUCUCCCAAUUAUGCCGAAGGUGAGCGGUCACCGCAAGUCUAAAGUGGAUUAGUCAACAACAAAAACAACAAGAUGGACUUAACUUAGAUUUUGAUCGAUUUUCGUCGCAUUUUCUGAGAAAGAAGCAAUAGCAUACACUAAAAUACACAAUGUAGUUCUCUUCGAUGAUCUGCUUUCAUCCUAGCUUCGAUUUUGGAGCGAAACCGGUGCGAUAAAGCCGGCCAAAUGAGUGCACUGGAAUUCGACUCAGGUUUGAUAUUUCGUUAAAUUUUAAUUUGUUGGCUUUUUGUAAACCGUUUAACGGCAGGAAAAGCCAUGUGUUGGCUUAGUUAAACCGCAGUUAAAAGAAACUAGUGUAGUUUUGUUUUAUUUUUCUUGUUUAGGGCUUGUUUCGACGUCUAAAACCGGUUGUACUAACAAUAUAAACGGUCGAAAUCAAAAUUCUGAUAGCAAGGUGAAGACUUUAAAACCGCCAAGUGCUAAAGCAAACACAAAUCACUCGAAAACCGAAGGUAAGACACAGUCGUAGUUAAAUUUGGUAGUAAAACUCUAAAAUAUGUCUAUUACAGUUUUAAUUGUAAUAUAAUUCGAUGAUUUAAUUUUGAGCAGAAUAUUCUGGCAUUUCCUGACCAAGUAUAUCUGUAUGUAAUAUCUGGCUGCUAUUGAAUCUUAGGGGCUGUCUAAUAUAUAGAAGCCGGGCUGGCCCGCUUAGUGAGACAGGUCGGUAAGCGAGAUCUCGCUAUAUAGUUAGUUUUAUGGUAAAAAUUGAUGUUCGUUUAUAUAUAAGGACAAACGGAUGGCCCAAUUGCUGAGAUCUCACUUGAAAGAGUCGUGCGAUCUUGCUUACCAGGAUGACUAGACAGCCGGGUAUUUAGUAAACUGUCGGCAAUAUCGGGCAAAAAGUAGUCCGCUACAGUGGAUAUGGGCCGGACCACGUUUCACUUCGCACGCAAUGUUACUGACCAGCCUCGCUGAACACAAUCACAAAAUCACAAGUUUUAUAUUACUAACCCAUUGAGCCGCAAUACGCCCCAGUGCGCCCUACUUAUUUUUCUUACUUGUCUAACGCCAGAAGAUUUUACUCGUCAGUGCAGAAACUCUGCAGCUUAAUGGGUUAACCAAAAAAUCUGACAAUGUCUCUAGUUAACCCAUUGAGCCCCCAGUGCACCCUACUUAUUUUUCUUACUUGUCGAAUCUCCAGAAGAUUUUACUCGUCAAUGGGGAAGCUCUGCAGCUUAAUGGAAUAAUGGGCUAAACAAGAAAUGUCCGCUGUUAAAUGACCAGCAAUUUACUAAACUGCCAGCUAUCUAUAGUCACAGAUCAUUAAAAUUACCCUCCGUGGUAUUAUAUUACUGCAAAAAUUUAUAUUGUGUUGAUAUGAGAUUGUAAAGAAAGUGUUGGUCCGCUUGGCAAAAUUCUGUCAGACGGCAGGAUGAAAACUUGUCCAUAACGCCCAGUUGAAACGAGGAUGAUAAUUUAUGAGAGUUGCCAGUCGAGCUCUAACCACAAGUUUGUAUUAGAGCGCUGCACCGAAUUGCAGGUUCGAUUCCUACCAGGGACCUAUAGUUGUAUUUUUCACAGAGCUCUGCUUCUCUAUUUUUCACAGCUGUUUCUGUUUAUGUCUAAUAAAUGUAUAUAAAUUUCCACUUGAUAAUUUGUAUCUACGAGACCCUUCAACUAUUAUUGAAUCGAGCAUGAUGCCAACAAAAUCUUCAGUUGAUAUUUAAUUAUGAGUACCAUAAUGGAAAACUAGUCGGCUAUCGGUACGCAAGAAUGUUCAUCACUUUGUGACUAGCUCAUUCAUGGCUUUUGUCUAUUUGCCAAGUCUUACCUUUGCAAUAAUUUGUGGCUAAGCUCGACUAGGGCUCGUUAAGUACUAUUUAUUAUAUAAAGUAUAGUGCUUUAUAGAGAUUUCGAGCACUGAUAAAAGUGAUAAUCUCACAUGUGAGAUUAUUCAUGAUAAUAGAUAGCUUAAGAUCUACGACGUCGACGGCAGCUAGGACGUCAGGGCUAUGCAGAGGACUGGGACUAGGAUAUUGUUCUAAUGUAGUCCCAGUCCUCUGCUUAGCCCUGACGUCCUAGCUGACGUCGACGUCGUAGAUCUUAAGCUAUCUAAUCUCACAUGUGAAAAUGCUUUUCAAAGACUGUCCUUUAUAUAAUAAACAGAAAAAUACAUGGGUGCUUGGGGAUACCAGAUUUAUUUCUCAUGUUGAACAUGAUAUCUCACUCGUUCGCUGCGCUCACUCGUGAGAUAUCAUGUCCAACACUCGAAAUAAAUCUGGUAUUUCCAAGCACGCAUGUAUUAUUCUCUAUUUAAAACACAAAUAGGAGUGCUUUAUCAGAUAUAAAACACAAGAGCGGAGCUUGAUUGUUUUACAUCCGAUAAAGCAUGAGCUGCGAAUGUUUUAAAUGGCUUAAAAACCGACCCAUCUGAUGAGUUCGUUGGCGAAGUAAUUUUAAAAAUAAACGUUGUCCAAGCCGAAAAAAUCAAAGCUAAAGUUUAGUAAAUGAACAUGAUUUUUUAUCACAUAUGAAACCACCGACACAGCAGUAAUUUCUUUUUUAUUUUCCUCAUGAAUUAUUAAUGCGUUUUAAAAUAUUAUAUAACUAUUUAAUGAAAUAAUUUGAACUUAUUAAAUAUUAUUGAGACGUUCUCUGAGCAAAUUAUGUUUAACCCAUUGACUUGCAUUGUGCCCUGAUAACCCUACUUUAUUAUUUACUCUGUCUAACGACAGACGAUUUUACGAGAGAGUGUUGCCGCUCAAUGCAUUAAUGUAUGUAACAAUAAAUAAUUUUUAGUAUUUGUAACGUGUUAUUUAUUUAUAUAUUUAAUAUUCGCCCAAAUCAUUUCAUAAAAUUAGCAAUUAAAAUAGAAAAUAUUUACAAUAGUAGGGCUAGGAACCUUCUAGAGACCAUAAGGCCUUUAUUUAAGGUCUCUACAAUUUAAAUUAAUAUAAUAUUAAAAGUUAAUACCAGUCCAAUUGUUUUCAAAGAAAUUACGGUGAUAUAUUUACACUAAGGAAGCACUUUCCAUAAAGAUAUAAUAGACUAUAAGUAUAACAACUUUGUGCCAAGAAUUCUACUUAUUUUAAUUUGACAGAAGAAAAUAUUUUUUCAUUGUUAUUAGCGAGUGUGCUUUUUUAUAAUUUGUUCUAGUACAACUUUUGUGUGGCAAUAAUGCGUUUCCUGUGUUAUAAUUAUGGAUUACUUUGUUAGUUAAAAAUAUUUAUUAAAAGGUUCUGGAAGAUUUUGUAAAUGAAAAUAUCAGAACAUAAAUAAACUUGUUAAAAAAUCAUUCAAUUCAUACAAGUGCUUUAGUGUUUUAAGUACUAUUUAAAGCACGCGUAGGAGUGUUUUAUCACAUAUAAAACACGACGCGUAGCGGAGUAUUUUAUAUGUGAUAAAACACGACUAUACAAGUGCUUUAAAUGGCUUAAAAAACGACUCAUCUUAUACGAGUUCAUUGGCGAAGUAAUUUUUAAAAUAAACUUUGUCUAAACCGAGAAAACCAAAGCUAAAGUUUAUGUAAAUUAACAUGAUUUUUUAUCACAUAUAAAACCACGACACGCUUAUGAUUUUUCUUUGUGUUUUGCUCCUGAAUUAUUAAAGAGUUUUUUUAAAGUCAUUAAAACAGUAUUUGAAGUACUAUUUAAAACAUGAGCAGCAGUGUCUUAUCAGAUAUAAAGAGGCGAAGACGAGUAUCUUUAGGUCUGAUAAAACACGCACUGCGAAUGUUUUAAAUUGCUUCAAAAACGAUCAAUCUAGUAAGUUCAUUGGCGAAGUAAUUUUCAAAAAAUACGUUGUGUUAGUCGAGAAAAUUAAAGUUUAUGUAAAUCAAGACUGAGAAAUCUCUAUCACAUAUAAAGAUACGACACGCUUAUGAUUUUUCUUUGUGUUUUCCUCGUGAAUUAUUAAGAGCAAUUUUUUUCACUCUCACGUAUUUGCAAUGAAAAGUGUUCAAAACCUAAAAUCUUUUUGGCGUUUCUCUCAAAUUACUUUGUUUUAGCUUUAUUCUCUAGUUUAUAGAGUUAGCUACCUUUUUAAAUACAUCUGCCGGUUGAGAAACAUAAAAUAGUAGUUAAAAAUUGUCAAUUAAAAUACAAUUGUCAGUGAUGCUUUAAAAUUGACGCCAUAUAUUUACAUCCAUUAUAAGCAUAACUAACUGAACUUCAGACAUCAUUUUCUCUUUGGCGUAUAAUCUAAAAUCUCUUCAUUUUGGCAUUAUUUUACAGAUAAAGCACUAAACAUACUUUUUAAGUUUGUUUGCCGAUUGAGAAACGUAUGGAAAAAUAAAAAUUUUGAAUUUAGUCAUAACCUCAAGUGAUAUAUUAUACGCAUUAGUUUUGAACGCUUGGUACGUAACAUACAAAAAAAUCUCCUCUUAAUGAGUUUGGGAUUAAGGUCACGUAACUAUUUAUACUGUCGUAUAGAUUAUUAUCUAUUUAUAGAUGAACUGCAAAAAAUGCAGAACAUCCGUACUAAUUUGACGGAAACGACGUAAGAUGGCGAUCCGGGAUUUGAGAAGUGAACUCGAUGUUUCUAGAUCAAUGUUUUAUGUUUGAUUGUUAUAUAAAUACUUGGAUAUUUCAGAAUCAGGGUUAGAGGAGAAUGUUUAUUCAUUGUCUGAAGGAUUUACGAAGUGUACGCGAUCGUAUACUUGUCUGAAAUUGUCACUUUUACACAUAAUUAAAACUGCUGAUACAUGAUUAAAAAAUAAACUCUUAAGAUUAUAUAUUAAACUCUAUUACCGAUUUGUCAUAUCUUGAUUAGUUCUCGAAAUAUUUAGAUCGAAAUUAAUGAGUUGUCCGCCGUCUUGGACUAAUCCUUGACCUCAUUAACUAUGGUUUUGAUGACGUCAGGAGUUGGGUUAACCAUAUAAAACUACUCUAAAAUGACCGAGUAACAAUCCUAAAUUGUUUGAAAUGUUUUUAAUCAUUUCAAAAUUUCAGACAGCAACCAGAAACGAAGUUUUGGACCCAUAUUGAUCGGUUACUCUCAAGAUAAAUAAUUAGCGUGACCCCUCUCUUCACGUAACAUGCAUAUCCUCAAUAAUCCAAGAUGGCGAACAGCUCACUUUUUUCAGUCGAGAUAUUUUGAAAACUAAGAAAGAUAUGAAUAAUCUGUAAUAGAGUUUAAUAUAUAGUUUUAAGAGUUCUUUCAAAUGAACUAAGCUAAUUUUUUAUUGCCAUUGUCCUUUAAUUUAAAUAAUAAAACUAGUUUCAUAUUAAUCUGACACUGCAAUCGAGCAACGAAAAAUUCGUUGGCUCGAGCGGGAUUUGAACUCGCAUCUCCGGGUAUCUAGACCGCCGCUCUACCUAUUGAGCUCUCGAGUUAAGUCGUCACGAAAAUAUUUCGUGCACUUAAAUUGGAUAAGACUCGCUACCAAUCCCUGUUGACUCGAUAGCUCAAUAGGUACAGCGGCGGUUUAGAUACCCGAAGAUGCGAGUUCAAAUCCCGCUCGAGCCAACGAAUUUUUCGUUCCUCGAUUGCAGUGUCAGAUUAAUAUGAAACUAGUUUUUCGUAUCUCUGAGGAUGGUUCUGAAAUUAAACAAAAAAUAAAAUAGACUACCUUAUUAUUCGUGUAUGUACAUCGUAAUUUAGCUUAGCUAUUGAAUGUGUAAAAAACCCACAAUUCUUAUAAUGUUUUGUUCCUCGAUUAUAGAUACUAAGUCUGCAGAAGGUGGCAAGCUUUUACGAGAUAAACAAAUCGAAGAACGAAAAAAGAAAAACGCGGAACGGAAAGCGGCCGUCGAGGACAGACGGAAGCAAAAAGAGCGCGAAGAUCGUGCGAAACACGAAGCUCUGAGACAUCUUUUAGAUCAUAAGCCCUCCUCCAAGACGACCGGUCGGAAAUUACCCAACGUACCGAGCAAUGGUACGGCUUUCCCCCGUCGGGAAACGUCGGCGACGCGAAGGCUAUCUUCGAGUUCUAGCUCGAGCGAGGGGCACACGCCACCCGGAUCGGGAAAAGGCACUCGGAAUACGAGACGGAAUUUAACCGGCCCUAGCUCGGCAUCUACGUCUAGUUUGAACAGCUUCGGGAGCAAUUUAGGCACUGGUAAGCCGAACGGUAACUUAGGGGUAUUGAAGAAGACGAGUGUUAGUACAAAUAAUUUGAACGAAGGUGGGUUAGGUCAUAAGGCGGGGCAACGGGCGAAAGACAAAGGGACGGAGGUAGGGGCCUCUGCUCGGAGAAGCGUCGGCAGCUCGAUACCGAAGGCACAGUCGAUGGGCGCAAUACACCAGGUCGGGCAUACCAAGCCGUCCCGGCCGACCGCGGGUAAGAAGGCGAAGCCAAAGGCGAAACCGACACAUCACGCUGGAACGAGUAACGAAGCUGAGGCCGGCAGGGCCCUGGCUGAACAUCGCAAGAAAAUGCGGGAAGAGGCCGAAAGGAAGGCAUUGUUGGAUAAGGAAAAGCAAGAGGAAUUACGAAGACAACGAGAGGAAGAAGAGAAACGUUUGGCUGAGGAGAAUGGUAGGUUUUUAAUGGCGGCUACUCGAACUAAUCGCUACAAAAAUUGUUUUAUACUUUCAAUAUCAAAUGAGUACUUAGAAUAGUGAGGCAGGGUUCGUAGCGGUCUUUGAAAUCCUUGAAAGUCUUUAAAUUGGAAUGUAGGUCUUUGAGGUCUUUGAAAAGUCUUUAAAUUGUGUGAAAAAGCGAAGAAAGUCUUUAAAAGUCUUUGAAUUCUUUAGUGAGUGUUUGAUUAUAUGAUUUCCUAGCUAAUAAAAUAGAUUGAAUGAAGCAAGAUUUUCGCAAAUAUCGACGAAAAGGCCAUUUUAGGAUGUGAUUUGACGGGACUAAUUACUGGGUAACAAUGGUGCUUACACUCGCAAUUUUUCGACAGCUGAUUGCCCUCAAAGGUCUUUGAAAAGUCUUUGAAAAUAGGCAGAAAAAAUCUUUGAAAGUCUUUGGAUUUUUUUGGUCUUGGAGACUACGAACCCUGUGAGGAUAUACUAUUCAUUUUUAACGUUUUAUAUGUUUAUGUGUAUAUGUUUAUGCACAGCCUAUCGAAUGGAAGAUGGCUGUGAAACUCAUUAGAAUAACAAUGUAACUCAUUAUCUAUAUUAGUCAACGUUUAUUCAUAAAUCUAGUCCUUCACCGUCAUGUGUGUAUUGUAUUUUUGCUCAACUAACCAAUAGCAAUGUUUUAGGAAAGUUACCUAUCCGUGACUCGAACAAUAGGGUAAAUUGGAAAUUACUUAUUGGUGGAUUUGGCAAAAAUACAAUACACACGUGACGGUGAAGGACCAGAUUUAUGAAUAAACGUUGACCAACAUAGAUAAUGAGUUAUAUUGUUAUUCUAAUGAGUUUCACAGCCAUCUUCCCUUCAAAAGGCCAUGGUUUAUGGGUGUCAUUUAUCUGUUUCAAAAACUCAUUAAUAAUUCACGAGGAAAACACAAAGAAAAAUCAUAAGCGUGUCGUAUCUUUAUAUGUGAUAGAGAUUUCCUUUGAUUUACAUAAACUUUAACUUUGAUUUUCUCGACAACGUAUUUUUUGAAAAUUACUUCGCCAAUGAACUUACUAGAUCGAUCGUUUUUGAAGCAAUUUAAAACAUUCGCAGUGCGUGUUUUAUCAGACCUAAAGAUACUCGACUUCGCCUCGUGUCUUUAUAUCUGAUAGAACAAUGCUGCUCAUGUUUUAAAUAGUACUUCAAUAUGUAUCAUUUGUAAAUUUUACACAUUCCAGCCAUUGUAGGCUGCGAUGUAAAAUUCUAUUAAACUAUCUGUCUGCAGAUGCUUGUGAUGUUACUCUGAGUGUACAUCGGGCAGGCUUGAAAAAAUAUGCCUGGCCACGGUGGGAAUCGAACCUACGACCUUUGGAAUACUAGCCCAAUGCUAUUCGAAUCCAAUUUCGAUUCCCACCGUGGCCGGGCAUAUUUUUCAAGCCUGCCCGGUGUGGAUGUACACUCAGAGUAACAUCACAAGCAUCUUAUUCACCUGAGUACAUUACACCAACACAGCAAAUAUCUGUCUGUAUUUAUUUUAGCGAAAGAAAUGGCUAGACAAGCAGAGCUUGCCGUACAACUUCAAAAACAACAGGACGAACGCGCCAAACUGCUUCGAGAAGAGCGCGAGAAAGAGGCGGAAGUCGAAGCGGAGAAAUUAGCGGAAGAAUUAAAACACAAAGAGGAAAUGGAAGUUUUAAAACGACAAGAAAUGGAACGAAGGGCUGCAGAAGCCGAACGGCGCGAGAAAGAAGAGGAGGAGAGAUUGCAAAGGGAGGAAAUAGAACGGCAGGAAAGACGGAAGGUAUAAUGGCACGAUUAUGACCCAGGGGGCGGAUCUAGGCUCAUCUGCAAGGAGGGGUACCGGUUUUCCAUGGGGUGGUGCAUCUGGGAGCCUUACUGCCCACUCUCCUCUGCAGUCUGCAACGCUACUAUCCCAACAUUACCAUUAUUUGAGUUGGCCGAAUCUGCAUGUUCGCCGUUCUGUUACGUUUUACAUUAUCUUUUGUCUAUAAAGUUUAUAUCAGAUUUUUAUCACGUAUGCGUGACUGGACAGUACAGUAAAUUUGCUUGUUAAAGUACAGUAUAUUUGAAAAUAUCGCUGUAUAACAACCUCAACAUGUUUGCAUAUUUAACCAUGAUACUUAACUAAAGCAUUCUGAGUAUUUUCACGUGAGCUCAUAAAUCAAUUCGUUUCAAGAAAUCGACACGCGCUAACAGUAGAAGUUCCGCUAUUCGGAAAGUAGAAAACGUUUACGGACAAGCUGAUUUAAAAUCGCUUCAGCACAUAAUAUGACGUGUAUUGAAUCAUAAUUAUUGCGUAAAAUUUUAGAGAGUUGAAAUGAUUAUGAGCAGGACAAGAAUGACAUCGACUGUGAACAGUAACAUGACGAAAGCUGAGAGUUAUUCAUCUUUAGAGGUAUUAUGACCAUUUACACCCCAACAUUUUUUCUUUAUAAGAAUCUAAGUCUCGUUAACUUUAUUUAUACUUGGUAAAUCUUAGUCUCUAGAUGUUCAGUAAGGAUCAUCUGUUAGAGGUGUCCAGUAAGGAUCAUAUCUUAUUGAUCCAGUGUUGCUACACAAGGAAAUCUAAACUAAACUAUUAACUUUAUUUAUACUGGAUAGCUCUAUCAGUUCUAAACUGUUCUCCCUAGAGGUCCAGUAAGGAUCAUCUCUUAUUGAUCCAGUGUUACUACACAAGGAAACCUAAACUAAACUAACUUUAUUUAUACUGGAUAGCUUUAUCAGAAGUCCAUUAAGGAUCAUCUCUUAUUGAUCCAGUGUUACUACAGGAAAAAGCUUAAACUAACUUUAUUUAUACUCGAUAGCUCUAUCAGUUCUAAACUGUUCUUCCUAGAGGUUCAGUAAGGAUCAUCUCUUAUUGAUCCAGUGUUACUGCAGGAGGAAACCUGAACUAAACUAACUUUAUUUAUACUGGAUAGCUCUAUCAGUUCUAAACUGUUCUUCCUAGAGGUCCGGUAAGGAUCAUCUCUUAUUGAUCCAGUGUUACUACAAGAGGAAACCUAAACUAAACUAACUUUAUUUAUACUGGAUAGCUCUAUCAGUUCUAAACUGUUCUCCCUAGAGGUCCAGUAAAGAACAUCUCUUAUUGAUGCAGUGUUACUACAGGAAGAAACCUAAUCCAAACUAACUCUAUUUAUACUAGAUACCUCUAUCAGUUCUAAACUGUUCUCCCUAGAGGUCCAGUAAAGAACAUCUCUUAUUGAUGCAGUGUUACUACAGGAAGAAACCUAAUCUAAACUAACUUUAUUUAUACUAGAUACCUCUAUCAGUUCUGAACUGUGCUAAAAUGCCUUGCCCAUUACAAUAUAAGCACAUUGGGAUUUUUUUCUCUGUUAGGACCUCUCCACGAAAUUAUCAGAUGAAUGUCAUUCAAGUACAGUAUCAGAAAUCUUACAAAAAGUCAAGGAAAAAUCGCGGGCCAGUCCUAGCCCGGAGAAAGACAUUGAUCUACAAAAGGAGAACCAACAAUUGCUUGAAAAUUUAGGAAAAGAUUCAUUGGAUGGUAAAAAUGAAAUCUCAAAUGAUGUGCUUCGGCCAAUUGACAAUUCUAGUAAGUUACAAUUGAAUUAGAAUUCUUAGAGCGCUGCAGCGAAAUCGCAGGGCGUUGGUUUAAUUCCUACCAGAGUGUCUGUAGUUGCAUUCUCUAGUAAAUUUAUAAAAUUUAGUAGACGUAGUAAAUUUCCAUCUACCAAAAUCUCUACAAUUCUACAGAUGGGGCUUCGGUGGCGAAGUAGUUAGCGCACUUGCCUUUCACCUCUAAGGUCGCAGGUUCGAAUCUCAAUGAGGACUUCUCAUUGUGACUGGAACCCAGUCCUAAUGUGAAAAGAGUAAGUCAAAGCUCUGCCGAAAGUCGUGGGUUUUCACCGGGUACUCCGUGUUUCCUCCCACAGGGAAAGUUGACAGGGUGAGUUAGGCACAUAAGGUCUGGAGGCAGAUCAUUAAUGAGGUAUGGACUAAUAGCGGCAGCUCAAGCGCCAUUUGUAAGCUCAAAGUCUACCUCGGUCUGCUUCACGUCAGUCCGUUUGAUCUAUCUAAUCAUUAUGUAAAACUUCUGCAAUUCAGUGUGUGUUGCCAUGGAAGUUCAAAUAUACUAUCUACCUUAAAAUAUCGGUCAGAGAAACGUCUCUCUUAAAUUCGAGUUUCGGUCGAACAUUUGUAUUGUAAUAUCCGAUGACUUUGAGUUCAGUUUGGCUUGGAAAUAAGUAUGAAUACAGACGCAAAUUAAUAUCAGUACAAUUUGGAAAAGUCUCUUGAAUCUUGGCAAUGAAUUUCCGAAAUUCGCGGUGAAAAUCCCGCACUUGAUUAAACAUUUCCAGUUCACUUUUUAUACAUUACUCUGAUUGUCCAUUUAACAUACGAGCCUUUAGUCCUGGACUAGAGUACAUUUUGAUUUACAUCGGAUAAAGUUACAGUUAGGUCGGGCACCGAUUCACUUGGGUCAGACAAACAAUAAACUUAAGUUUUACUUAAGUCUAGUGGUUUCGUCUCGGCGUCGGACAAUUUUACGAAUGGGUUUGGACAAUGUCUGCGUCCGGACCGAUAUUUUAAUGGCUGAUUCUAUAGUAAGUUUGCUUUAGUACUUAUAUUUAAACUCUAUUAUAUAGGUACUGAUUUUGGAC
Messenger RNA from Paramuricea clavata, 11120 nucleotides. The record is from the annotation of a GenBank genome assembly. Lineage: Eukaryota; Metazoa; Cnidaria; Anthozoa; Malacalcyonacea; Plexauridae.